This is a messenger RNA of Spinacia oleracea (spinach), 1275 nucleotides long. RefSeq names its product anamorsin homolog. The transcript is spliced from 8 exons. Gene Ontology annotation, cellular component: cytoplasm. Bases 166 to 972 code for a protein of 268 amino acids. Gene Ontology annotation, biological process: iron-sulfur cluster assembly. Gene Ontology annotation, molecular function: iron-sulfur cluster binding. NCBI's taxonomy places the organism in Eukaryota, Viridiplantae, Streptophyta, Magnoliopsida, Caryophyllales, Amaranthaceae. The record is from RefSeq and is a predicted model, not a curated record.
UAUAUUUUUGGCAGGCAUAAUAUCGAGGAUUCGAGGAGAAGAAAACCCGCUCUUCUCAAACUCCUCCAUUUUUCAUUCACACCGACUAGGGUUUCUAACUCAUUUUCAAAAUCUGUCAAUUUUUAAAUCAUCUCAAUUGCUCAGAUUCUGAUUCAUCCGGAAAAUAUGGCGAUGCUGGCACUUACCGAUGACGUGAUCUUGCCCCUUAGUAUUGUAUCUAGCUCGAAGAAUGAGCUCAAUCUUGAAGGACCGGUGCUCGAUAAUGCGUUGGUUAUCACCCUGGCUUCAACUCUAAGUGCACUGCCUUUGGAAACGUCAUCCAUGGAUACUGUUAUUGGUGUCUCCAAAGCACGCGACUUUCCUGCUGUUCCACUGCUUGCUGAAAUGUUUAGAAUUCUAAAGCCAGAUGGAAGAAUUCUGAUUCAUUUGACUGAACUUUCUGGUGAUCUACCUUUCGACAAUAUUCUUUCUUCUCUCCAGCGGAAGAUACUUGUAGCGGGAUUCUUGGAACCAGAAGCUGGCCAGAAGCAACCUGAUGCUUUUUCAGGAGUUCAGUCUAUACAAGUUAAAGCCAAGAAGCCGUCUUGGAAAAUUGGAUCAUCCUUUUCCAUCAAAGCCUCAAAGGGUUUACCAAAGGUUCAAAUAAAUGAUGAUAUGGAUCUGAUUGAUGAGGAUACUCUAUUAACUGAGGAAGACCUGAAGAAACCACAAUUGCCUCCUGUUGGGGAUUGUGAAGUUGGAAGCACAAGGAAAGCCUGCAAGAAUUGUUCAUGUGGAAGGGCCGAGGAAGAGCAGAAAGUAGAAAAGUUAGGGUUAACAAUGGAACAGCUGGAUAAUCCUCAGUCUGCUUGUGGCAGUUGUGGACUAGGAGAUGCUUUUAGGUGCAGCACGUGCCCAUACAAAGGUCUUCCUGCAUUUAAACUUGGCGAUAAGGUUUCUCUAUCAAGUAAUUUCCUUGAUGCGGAUAUAUAAACAGAGCAGGAUUCAGUUCAGCUGCAUUUUUGUGGGCACCAUGUUUGUUUUCAGUGUCAGAACUGACAUAGUGAUUGUGCAUUGCUGAGAUUGUAAGUAGUUUUCCGGAAUACAUUUAAAUUUUCAUAAACUAGGGUUCUACAUUUUAAUUUUCAUAAAUUUCGACUGUUAUGUAAUACGGAGUAUAUGAAUUCGUUGAACUAAAAAUAUAUAUUGGCAUGGUCUCAUGCGAUGUAAUAUCUGUUUUAUUAUAAGAAACUGUCUCUGCGUUUGCUGGCCUACCAGUCCUGAAGACACUUCCGA